This is a messenger RNA of Bolinopsis microptera, 3312 nucleotides long. RefSeq names its product E3 ubiquitin-protein ligase TRAF7-like. The record is from RefSeq and is a predicted model, not a curated record. Gene Ontology annotation, molecular function: protein binding; zinc ion binding. Lineage: Eukaryota; Metazoa; Ctenophora; Tentaculata; Lobata; Bolinopsidae. The coding region runs from base 877 to 2868 and encodes 663 amino acids. The transcript has 13 exons.
UUUCAGGAUGGGUCCCAAAAUUCCUGUUCGAGGUUUAGUAGCCAGGCGCAAAAAAAUUCGAAUAGUUACAGCUGUGCUAUUCACAUUUGUCGGCGGAAUUUUUGCCAAAACUGUUGGGCAGUAUGGAUCUGAUGAUUUUCCAGAACUAGAUCAGCCCAAAAGUGCAAGAUGAAUAUACACACGGAGGCUCUUCAGCUAUACUAACAGCUUCAUUCUGGCAGAAGAGAGCUUGUCGAAAUGAACAGUACUGAAGCGUCGAGAAUCGAAUCAAUUCAUGAUUGAGUAAUAGAGCACCAGAUAUUAAAUUCUUCAGUGACAUUGAUACUUAAUUUAUUAAAUGGAUAUAGGAAGAUAAUUUGAUAAUGUCUAGUGAUCCAACACAAAUUUAACAGUAAUGAGGUAGAUAUUAGUUAAUUGAAGUAAUUUGCUGUUCUACCAAAGCAACGUUUUUUCUACAUUAAUUGCCCUGCCCCAUCACGUGGUGGUACCAGUAAAUAUGUUGGAGGAAAUAGCCAAUUUACUGUUCAUGUUGCGUGCACCUUUAUUAAUAUAGCUUUUUACAGCCAACUGUAUGAUUCCAUUUCUGGUCGUUUUAAUCGGUUAGCAUUUCUGUUUAUUGAAUAGUUCAUGACAUGUUUUCUAAAAUAUUGUCUCCAUGCUGUUUAAUGUAUAAUUUGUACAUACCAGUGGACAUUAUUAUAUUUUUACCAUAAUAAUAUGACAUGGCAGACAGCUUAGUCUGUUGUUUAAAUAUUUUAAUUAACCGUUCACAAUAAAAUGUGUAUAGGUGUGUCACUUAGGGCUAGAUUAUGAAUCUUGGAAGAUAGCAACUCAGCUGGCUCACAUGUGGAGUCACAGAGAAAACAGUUUCAACAAAUGAAAGUGAAUGGAAAUGGACAACCAGAACGAUUGGCUCUAUUUGCUCAAACGGACAGCGAAUUGAGUGAAAGUGAUGGAAGUGACCCGGAGGAGACAGCAUUUGAGCGAGAGUUUAUUGACAUCAAUAGAAGAAGAUCUAUGCGUAAACACAAAGAAAAUUCUACCACUUUGUCACCAAAUGCUUUGUCUAAUAAUAAGGUGGCACUGUCAGAGUGUAGUGUUAGUCCUAUUUCGAACAUGUCUGGCAGAUCCCAUAUCUCCGCUAAAACACCCUCCACCACGUCCGGACUUCCCUCCAGUCGAUCCUCCCGACUCUCUCAGCUGAACAAAGAGGAUCUGAGUGACAGUGAAUCAGAGGAGCCUCUGUAUAUCACCAAACCAUCUUCUCAUCUGCUGUGUAACAUCUGUAAGAGAGUUCUUAGACGCCCCGUCAUCACUCAAUGUGGACACACAUACUGUGCUAGAUGUGUGAUGAUUGGCAGAGUUAAGGACUGUCCCAUGGACGGUCAGGAACUAGCACUAGUCGUGGAAAACAUUGCACUUCGAGAACAAAUCGGUGGUUUGAUGGUGUACUGUAAGUUUGGUUGUGCUAUAAAGGAAGGUGGGGAUAAAGUCUACACCGGUCAGUCCUGCACGGACAAACUCACAUUCCACCAGCGCAAAGUUCACGAAUCCCAGUGUCCGUGGUCCAUCGUCCCUUGUCCCAACUCGGAGGAAUGCGGGACACUGCUAGCACGUGACGUGACAGAGCAUUUGGUGGAAUGUAAGCAUGCCACGUGUGAGAACGUUAAGUACGGGUGCGACUACAAGGGGACUAGUGGAGGGGUUGAUAGACACGAGGAGGAUUGUAAGUUCAGGGUAGUGAGGGGGGUUAUUGAGAGUUUCCGGGGCACUAUAGAGAACCUGGUGGUAGAGGUGGGUAAACAGAACAAGCAGAUAAAGGAGCUGAGGAAUGCUGUGUUGGUGAUGGAGCAGGAGAAUGUGCAGAGAGACAGGAAAUUGGAUCUGAAGUUGACAUUGCUAGACGAAUCACAGUCUCACUGCAACACCUCGCUUAACGAAACUAGACAGAUGGUCAACGAGAUCAGCACAGAAAUGAACAACGUUCAGUCACAGCUAGGAUUAGUCGGAAACAUAGAGCAGCACGUGUUUAAGUGCAAGGGAACCUUUGUUGGACACGAUGGUCCCAUCUGGAGUAUGGCUAGCUCGGGAGAUCUCCUCUUUUCUGGAUCCAGCGACCACACUAUCAAGAUAUGGGACACACUGGCAAACUUCACCUGUCUCAAAACACUACAAGGACACGAAGGAAUGGUGCUGGCCCUCUGCGUGCACAAUGGUGUUCUCUACAGCUCAGCUAGUGACAACAAGAUCUGUGUCUGGGAUAUCAAGUCCCACAGGUUACUGGAGAGUUUCUCUGCUCACAGUAACCCUGUGUGUACUUUAGCUGCUAAUGAUAGCUACUUUUUUAGUGGCUCUCUUAGAGUUAUUAAUGUGUGGGAUGUGGCAACAUUCCAAGCAGUCCACACGAUAGAUAACCUAAACCAUUGGGUUAGAGCCCUGGUUAUAAAGAAGAACAAAUUGUACGCUGGAAUUUACCAAGCCAUCAAGAUAUGGGAUGUUACUACUUUCGAAACUGAGAGGAUAAUCGACAUAAAAGGCGGUAGUGUGUACUCCAUGGUAGUAACAGAUAGCUGGAUAAUAUGCGGUACCUACGAGAAGGGUAUCCAGAUGCACUCCCUGCACAACGACCAGAGUCACGUACUAACGGGACACACUGGCACUGUGUACUGUUUGGGUUUCUACACAUCCGCUGGUCAUACACGACUUUUCUCAGGAGCCAAUGACAGGACAAUCAAGGUAUGGAAUGUUGACAGGAAGAUCCCGUCUCAGACUCUGGACCGUCAUCAGGGAUCAGUCUGCUGUUUGGUGGUUGCUAAGGGCAAAAUAUUCAGUGGUGCUAUGGAUUCUACGAUAAAAGUUUGGCAGUGACAUUCCUGGGCCAUUAAUACAGCUCUGGUACAACUUUAAUUUUACGAAAUCACCUGAUAACAUAAGUUUGGUGUUCCUACCUUCUUGUUUGUGAAAAUUAUGUGACUUGACGUUAAAGUUUAUUCGUUUUGGUCGAUAAUCAACUAAUCAGCUGUGAUAUUGAAACUUGAUGACGUCACGUGAUCGGAUAAUCGAAUACCGCCGCGCUAGAUGACAACGGUCCGACUCAAUGACGUUCAUUUAAUUUCAAAUUUUGAACUUUCGAUAGCUCAACGAAAACUUUGGAACUUUGUGCUUCAAAUCACCCCGUCAUAAAAUUAUUUAAUCAUGAAUUAAUUCGUUACAGUUUUUAGAAUUCUUUUCGUUGUUUUACUUUAAUUUUCAUGUUAUAUAAUUUAAUAAGUAUCAAGUAAUGAGUAAACCCAUUUUACAAGUUUGCAGCAG